Molecule: messenger RNA, 2041 nt
Organism: Onychomys torridus (southern grasshopper mouse)
Lineage: Eukaryota; Metazoa; Chordata; Mammalia; Rodentia; Cricetidae
Gene: Rnh1
Product: ribonuclease/angiogenin inhibitor 1
Exons: 10
Coding region: 477-1847 (456 amino acids)
Biological process (GO): positive regulation of inflammatory response
Cellular component (GO): cytoplasm
Molecular function (GO): protein binding
Source: RefSeq, a predicted model, not a curated record
GCUUCAAACUCACAGAGAAUAAGCCUGUAAUGCCAACCAGGGAGAAAGAUUCCUCCUGCCUUCUGCCUCCCGAGCCCAGGGAUUAAAGUGUACGUCACCACGCCUGGUUUAUAAAGGAUGUUUUGAACACUGUUCUAUGCGUGCAAACGUUGUCGGCUCGCCAGAGACGCGGCUGUGUGCUCUUUUUUGUACCAGAAUCUCUCAUCGCAGUCACACCCAUUUCGCGGCAGCUGUGGAUCAUUUUAUAUAUUUUUAGUCAAGUCCAAAAGAAGUGACUCAGGUUUGUUUAGGUCCGUUCCCAAAGUGCUGCUUGCAUGUGGGAGGGGCAGACUCGGUGGGCGGUUUCCUGAAGGCAAAGUGAAAGGCUAGCUGGGGCCAGAGCGGACCGGCGAGAGUCUCGAGGCCCCGCCCUGGGCGGAAGGAACGGAACGUCUGGGACCUCCAGCAGCAGAGCCAGAUUACAUUGUGCACCCACCAUGAGUCUUAACAUCCAGUGUGAGCACCUGAGUGAUGCCAGGUGGACAGAGCUCAUUCCCUUGAUCCAGCAAUACCAAGUGGUCAGGUUGGAUGACUGUGGCCUCACUGAGCUGCGGUGCAAAGACAUCAGCUCAGCGAUCCAGGCCAACCCUACCCUAACAGAGCUCAGCCUCUGCACCAAUGAGCUGGGGGAUGCUGGUGUGUGCCUGGUGCUCCAGGGCCUACAGAAGCCUGCCUGUAAGAUCCAGAAGCUGAGCCUCCAGAACUGCAGCUUGACAGAGGCUGGCUGUGGGGUCCUGCCUAACGUGCUGCGCUCUUUGCCUACCCUGCGUGAGCUACAUCUCAGUGACAACCUUCUGGGGGAUGCAGGCCUGAAGCUGCUCUGUGAAGGACUUAUGGACCCCCAGUGCCGCCUUGAGAAGCUUCAGUUGGAAUACUGUAACCUCACAGCUACCAGCUGCGAGCCCCUGGCUUCAGUGCUCAGGGUGAAACCUGACUUUAAGGAGAUAGUGUUGAGCAACAACGACCUCCAAGAGGCUGGUGUCCAGAUGCUGUGCCAGGGCUUGAAAGACUCUGCCUGUCAACUGGAGUCACUCAAGCUGGAGAGCUGUGGUAUCACAUCAGCCAACUGCAGGGAUCUGUGUGAUGUCGUGGCCUCCAAAGCCUCACUGCGGCAACUGGACCUGGGCAGCAACAAGCUGGGUAAUGCUGGCAUUGCAGCUCUGUGCUCAGGACUGCUGCUCCCCAGCUGCAGGCUCAGGACUCUAUGGCUGUGGGAGUGUGAUAUCACUGCAGAGGGCUGCAAGGACCUGUGCCGUGUCCUCAGGGCCAAGCAGAGCCUGAAGGAACUCAGCUUAGCUGGCAAUGAGCUGAGGGACGAAGGUGCCCAGCUGCUGUGUGAGAGCCUGCUGGAGCCUGGCUGUCAGCUGGAGUCACUGUGGGUAAAGACCUGUAGCCUCACAGCUGCCUGUUGUUCCCACUUCUGCUCUGUGUUGACCAAGAACCGUUCUCUGCUGGAGCUGCAAAUGAGCAGCAAUCCCCUGGGGGACUUGGGAGUCCUGGAGCUUUGCAAGGCCCUGGGCCAGCCAGACACUGUGCUGCGUGUGCUUUGGCUGGGGGACUGCGACGUGACAGACAGUGGUUGCGGCAGCCUUGCCUCAGUCCUGCUGACCAACCGCAGCCUGCAGGAACUGGACCUCAGUAACAACUGCAUGGGUGACUCAGGAGUCCUGCAGCUGAUGGAGAGCCUCAAACAGCCCAGCUGUGCCCUCCAGCAGCUAGUCCUGUAUGACAUUUACUGGACGGGGGAGGUGGAAGACCAGCUGCGGGCCCUGGAGGAACAAAGGCCAUCCUUAAGGAUCAUCUCCUGAGAUGUGCACUUCUCUGGACACACAACAUUAAUCCAGCCCCAGGGGCAGCCAGCAGGAUCUCUGGCUCUAGGUGCCCUAGUGUUGACCGGAGGGAGAUAAGCAUUGUAAUCUUGUUUCAGCAGACAACUUUAUAGACACUUUAUAACUAUUAAAAUACUUUGUUGGCAAGAAAGGUCCUUGUCAUUCCUUGUGGU